AUGGCUGAAGGCGAGGAGGACUUCUCCUCUCUACCCCUCCCCGAUCGCUUUGCUCACAAGAACUGGAAAGUGCGCAAGGAAGGAUACGAGGAUGCUAAGGCACAAUUCGAAAAGUCUCCUGACGAGUCAGAUCCUGUCUUCACACCAUUCCUACAAGACCCCGGGUUGUGGAAAGGGGCUGUAGCAGACUCCAAUGUGGCUGCGCAAGUGGAAGGUCUAGGGUCUUACUGUGCGUUCUUGAAGUUCGGUGGAGUACAAGCAUGCACGAGGACUCGACCUCACACGAUCGGGCCGAUUGCGGAAAAGGGUCUCCCCUGCGCCAGACCAGCGGGCAAAGCCAGUGCCCAGGAAGCCCUCCUACUAUGCGUUGAACUCGACACGGCCGAUCCCGUCCUCGAAGACCUUCUCCCCGUUCUUUCCCACAAAGUGCCUAAAACGAUCGCUGGUGCCCUUGCCGCAUUGACAACCCUCUACCAUAACUUUGGAUGCAAGAUUGUGGACCCCAAGCCGACGCUGAAAGCACUUCCGAAAGUAUUCGGCCACGCUGACAAGAAUGUUCGAGCCGAGGCACAGAAUUUGACGGUGGAAUUAUAUCGAUGGUUGCGGGAGGCCAUCAAGCCCCUCUUCUGGGCCGACCUGAAGCCGGUGCAGCAACAAGACUUGGAAAAGCUGUUCGAGAACGUGAAGCAAGACGCCCCGCCCAAGCAAGAGCGCUUCACCCGGGCACAGCAGGAUGCUAUGGCCACGGCCAGCGCAAGCCCGGGAGCCGGCGACGGAGGGGAUGACCAGGGUGGUGAGGAAUACGCCGAGGAGGAAGCCGAAGAGGUGGAUGUAUUUGAUCUGGCCGAGCCCGUCGACGUUAUGCCCAAAAUCCCCAAGGAUCUCCACGACCAGCUCGGUUCGUCAAAAUGGAAAGACCGCAAGGAAGCGUUGGACGCUCUUUAUACUGCCAUCAAUGUGCCCCGCAUUAAGGAUGGCCCUUAUGAUGAAAUCGUGAGAGCUUUAGCCAAGUGCAUGAAAGAUGCCAACAUUGCCGUCGUUACUGUUGCUGCCAACUGUGUCGAUCUACUGGCAAAGGGAUUGCGCAAUGGCUUCAUGAAAUAUCGAUCUACCAUUAUGGCUCCCAUGCUGGAACGUUUGAAGGAAAAGAAGCAGUCCGUGGCAGACGCUCUGGGACAGGCACUGGAUGCUGUCUUCUCGUCAACGGAUCUCUCGGAUUGUCUGGAGGAAAUUUUGGAGUUCCUCAAGCACAAGAACCCUCAGGUGAAGCAGGAGACUCUCAAGUUCCUGAUCCGCUGCCUUCGCACGACCCGCACUGUACCAGCAAAGCCAGAUAUCAAGGCAAUCGCUGAUGCAGGUACGAAAGCAAUGACAGAGUCCACUGAGGCCCUCCGAUCUGGCGGUGCAGAGAUUCUGGGUACAUUGAUGAAGAUCUUGGGCGAGAGGGCCAUGAACCCUUACCUCGAUGGGUUGGAUGAGAUCCGAAAGACCAAGAUCAAGGGGUACUUUGAGACUGCAGAGGUGAAGGCUAAGGACAGGCCAAAGCCGAUCGUUGCUCCUCCCAAGCCCGCCGCACCAGCCGGUCGAAAGGUAGCUCCAGGGAAGAAGCCUGCUCUGGGAAUGAAGAAACCGGCACCCGCGGCCGCCGCUCCACCUCCAGUAGAAGAGGCCCCAGCUAAGCCUGCCGCCAGGGCGAUCCCUUCGAAGCUUGGAAAACCCGGUCUUGCUCCUACCGGAGCGGGCCUCAAGCUCCAGCGUAAGCUCGGUGGUCCAGGAGGUAUUGCAUCACCACAGCGACGAGUCGUCUCCCCGCCGACGGAAGAAGCAGCACCUCCACCUGCUGCGCCCAAAUUUGGUCUUGGUCGUGGCCUGGCAGGUCGUCCCAUUACUAAGCCUGCAGCACCUGCAGAGCCAGCACCGGCUCCGGCUGCUCCAGCAGUGAGCGCCAUGUCGGCAGCAGACCGUGCAGAAUUGGAGGAACUCCGAGCAGAGAAGGAAAGGUUUAUUCGAACAAUCGAGGAUCUGAAGACCGAGCGCUCCAAGUUCAACUCGCAGAUUACAGAGCUGCAGAACCAGAACGCACAAUUGAUCGAGGAUCAUACCAGGGAUGUUUUGAGCAUCAAGGCCAAGGAGACACAACUGGUGCGCGCACGGAGUGACGCCGAAGCCGCGGAGCAAAAUGUUCAAAAGCAGCAACGGGAGAUUGAGAGGUUAAAGCGCGAAUUAGCACGAGCACUUCGCGCGUCAGCGAUGAGCCCGCCCAAUGCCGGGUCCGAAGCUGGCAGCCUCGGCAUUCCCGACUCUACCUCGAUCUACCAGGAACCUGCCAGCAACGGACAUGUUGCUCGCUCGGGCCUGCAUCUUGGAUCCCGAUUUGAGAGCACAAGGCCACGAAGCUAUGCCUCGGCCAGCCCAAGUGAGGAGAAAGAGAACAAUGGUCUUGAGUCACCAGGGGGACUGGGUAGCCGAGAUGCUGGCCUUGGCCUAGGUCGACGCAAGCUCAGCCCUACCUAUGGUCUUUCUGGAAUUGCAAGCCCCACACGCUCAUCUCGAAACUCUGCCUAUGGAACCGAAGACGAAGGUCCGCCUAGGUCUAUAGAGCCUGCUGAGAAUUGGAAGCGUGCGGCGGAGGUGACAAGCCAGCUGAAGGCGAGAAUUGAACAAAUGAAGGCUCGUCAAGGGCUGUCACGACCACCCGCGCAACGUUAA
Messenger RNA from Penicillium cataractarum, 2709 nucleotides. Its product is annotated as putative spindle pole body component. Gene Ontology annotation, biological process: establishment or maintenance of microtubule cytoskeleton polarity; microtubule polymerization; mitotic spindle organization. The record is from RefSeq and is a predicted model, not a curated record. Gene Ontology annotation, cellular component: kinetochore; microtubule plus-end; spindle pole body. Gene Ontology annotation, molecular function: microtubule plus end polymerase activity; microtubule plus-end binding. The transcript has 4 exons. Lineage: Eukaryota; Fungi; Ascomycota; Eurotiomycetes; Eurotiales; Aspergillaceae. The coding region runs from base 1 to 2709 and encodes 902 amino acids.